Messenger RNA from Babjeviella inositovora NRRL Y-12698, 1831 nucleotides. Its product is annotated as cyclin family protein. Gene Ontology annotation, molecular function: cyclin-dependent protein serine/threonine kinase regulator activity; protein kinase binding. Gene Ontology annotation, cellular component: nucleus; cyclin-dependent protein kinase holoenzyme complex. The coding region runs from base 349 to 1551 and encodes 400 amino acids. The record is from RefSeq and is a predicted model, not a curated record. Gene Ontology annotation, biological process: regulation of cyclin-dependent protein serine/threonine kinase activity. The transcript has a single exon. Lineage: Eukaryota; Fungi; Ascomycota; Pichiomycetes; Serinales.
CGUAUAUAACGGCGGCAAAAGCCGUCGAAACGAGUUCGUUUUACUUUCAUUCUUCCUCCUCAUAAAACAACUCUUCGUUCCAACCCCUAUUAUCUUCUUGAAGCUCCCCUCUUUAUCGUAUCAUUGUUCGAACGACCUUUUUACUAAGUUAUCGUCCUACUCAAACCUUGAUACUACAAGAGAAACCAAAAGAAUAAUACCCUUCCCAACCCAUCCCGGAUACUAGGUAUAUAUCUAUUAGAUUAUCAUAUAUACCUCUCUACCCACUCUCGAUAUAUAUAUUUCUUUGCUGAACAUAUAUAUACUUGUUACCUCCCCUUUUUGAACGUAUCGCAAGAGAGCUCCGCCAUGUCCUACUACCCAGCCAACGACUUUUACGGUCCCGCCGCUGUGUCCGGUCACUAUGACGUUGCUCACCCCUCUUACGACUACCACCAGAGAACGGCCUCCCACCAAUACUCCAAGUCAUCCUCCUACGGCGCCUACCACAUCCCCCCACCACACCACGCUCAUUCCAGAUCUGUGAUGUACCAGUAUGGCGGCUAUACCAACUCGUACGAAACCUACCAGUACGACUUCCAACAACAGCUCCACCAACAGGAAGCUGCGGCGGCUGCCGCCGCUGUUACCGGUGGGGUCUCUGCCGUGUUGGACUACGACUUGGACCAGAUGUCCAGAUUCAUUUCUUGGAUUUCGUAUGGUUUAAUGAAGAAACACGACUCUCCAAGCAUCAGCUUCGAGAAUCUCGUUAAGUCUGUUUUGAGUGCUACUAGAUUACCCAAGUCUACCAUCAUGUUAUCCUUGAUGUACCUCAACCAAAGGUUCCCAUCGCAGGACGAAGACGAAGAACAAGAGUUUGCUGCUCCAGUGUACUCUGAAAACGAAGUCUUUGUCAAUUUGUGUAUUGCCUUUGUCUUGGGUAACAAGUUUAACGACGACAACACUUUCACCAACAAGUCUUGGGCCGAAGCCACCGGUUUGCCGAUCGCUUUGGUCAAUAAGGAAGAAAGAGACUGGUUGAUGAAGGUGUCCUGGAGUUUGAACAACACGUUUGGCUACGACACAUUAGACCAGUGCUGGUCUACCUGGUGUACUAAAUAUUGUACCCCGGUGGCACCAGUCCCGGCUUCUCUUAUUGCCUCUCCUGCUGCUUACGCCACUCCGGCUAUGGGCCACUCCGCCAUGAUGGCGGGCACCCCGGUCGCUGUGUCCUCUCCAGUCGACACCACCUCUCCAGUAAUGGAUCCUGGCUACCAAUACUACGAUUCUCCAGCCUCCAGCAACUACGACAACAGGCACUAUCAGUACCAGCAACAUCAACCGCAGUCAUACUAUCAAAGUAACAACUACGGUGGCUGGUACAAUGGUCAGGGUCAAGCUCAAAAGCCAGUCAACAUCUGGUCUUCAAACUACACCCCAGCCACCUCCCAUGCUGCUUCUAACUAUUACCAAGGUUACGCUGCUCCUCAGCAAAACUACGGCUGUAACUAUUCUAGUUACAACUAUGGUUUCACCGAAGGCAACAACUUCAGCUUGGGUACUGCCUGCUAAGAGCCUUUCUCGGAUAGCUUCACGUCUUCUUUGCUGUCUCCUUUUACUUGUCCCUCCCCCUUUUUACCCUCCUUUUAUUUAUUGCGAUUUUUAAUUGUUUUUGUCCUUCCCUCAAAAGUUUCAUCCUUCCUCCCCAUCCAAUCUUCCUACCAUCACCUCCAUGUGUGUUUUUUCUAUCCCUAUUUACCUUCUGUUUUCCCAUGUUUUUGUCUGCUUUCUACAGCAAAAAAAAGUUUAAAACCCUUUUUGUCCCACCAAAAAAAACCAUAAAAAUCUUCCA